GGUCACGUGACGGUUGCCGGCUCGCCAAGAUGGCGGCCUCCUACGUCGCUCUGCUGGCGGUAUCCGUAACCCUGCCGCUGCUGCUGCUGCUGCUGUUGCUGGUGGCGUGGAAGCGCUGGCGGUGGGGGCGCGCGUCCCGACACGUGAUGGUCGUGGUGCUGGGAGACCUGGGCCGCAGCCCUCGCAUGCAGUACCAUGCGCUGUCGCUGGCCAAGAACGGCUUCUCCGUGACCCUCCUGGGGUUCUGCAACUCCAGACCCCGUGAGGAGCUCUUGCAGAGCGACAGAAUUCAGAUUGUGAGUUUGACAGAACUUCCGAGACUUACAGUUGGGCCCCACAUUCUCCAGUAUGGAGUCAAAGUUGUAUUUCAGGCAGUGCACUUGCUGUGGAAGUUGAUGUGCAGGGAUCCAGCCGCCUACAUCUUUCUCCAGAACCCUCCAGGCCUGCCUGCCAUUGCCGUCUGCUGGUUCGCGGCCUGCCUCUGCGGGAGCAAGCUCGUCAUCGACUGGCACAACUAUGGCUACUCCAUUAUGGGGCUGGUGCACGGCCCCGGCCACCGCCUCGUUCUGCUGGCCAAGUGGUACGAGAAGCUCUGUGGCCGCCUGUCCCACCUGAACCUGUGUGUGACCAACGCGAUGCGGGAAGACCUGGCAGAGAACUGGGGCAUCAAAGCUGUGACCGUCUAUGACAAGCCGGCAUCUUUCUUUAAAGAGACGCCCUUGGACCUGCAACACCAGCUCUUUAUGAAGCUGAGCCGCAUCUACUCUGUGUUCAGGGCCCGCUCAGAGCCCUCGGACCUGGAUAUGGAGCGGUCGGCCUUCACAGAGCGGGAUGCCCAGAGUGCAGUGGUGACCCACCUUCACGGGCGGCCGGCGCUGUUGGUCAGCAGCACCAGCUGGACAGAGGAUGAAGACUUUUCCGUCUUGCUGGCAGCGUUAGAAAAAUUUGAACAGCUGAUCAACGAUGGAGAAAGCCUCCCUUCUCUGGUCUGUGUUAUAACAGGCAAGGGGCCGCUGAAGGAGUAUUAUAGCCACCUCAUCUGCCAGAAGCGCUUCCAGCACAUCCAGGUCUGUACCCCGUGGCUGGAGGCCCAGGACUACCCCUUGCUUCUAGGGUCGGCGGACCUGGGUGUCUGCCUGCACCGCUCCUCCAGCGGCCUGGACCUGCCCAUGAAGGUGGUGGACAUGUUCGGGUGCUGCCUGCCUGUGUGCGCCGUGAACUUCCCGUGCUUACACGAACUUGUGAAACACGAGGAGAACGGCCUGGUCUUCGAGGACGCGCAGGGGCUGGCAGCUCAGCUGCAGUUGCUUCUCUCCAAGUUUCCUGAUCCUGCUGGCAAACUGAACCGGUUCCGGGAGAACCUCCGCGAGUCAGAGCAGCUUCGCUGGGAUGAGAGCUGGAAGCAGACGGUGCUUCCUUUGAUUUCGGACACAUGACCCCUCGGGGUGCCGACAGAAACCCCAGAAGUGUCUGUACUGGUGGAAAGGCCCUCACGCGGACGUCCUCCCCUCCCUCUUCCUCCCCAGAAGGCGGUCCCGUCCCCUCCCCUCCUCGCAGCCACCUCCGCUGCUGGCCAGUCCCUGGGCAAACUCUGUAGAGCAGCGCCGCCUGGUGGACGGCAGCUUAAAGGAAGGGGAAUUAAGUUACUUUUAAUCUUCAGGUUUGUGGCCCGGCAAACUGGUUCUGCCUGGUUUCUUUGGAGGUGCUGAAUCUCUUCACUCGUAUUCUUUUUCAGUCUUGUGAAAUCCCCCCCCCCCCCCCCCCGUCUUAUGGCCUUCCUGUUAUUUGCUUGUGGCAUCUUCAGCAUCUCCUUGUUCCUCUUGUCUCCUGCUGUUUCUGCCUUUCUCAGCAUCCGACAGGUCGGGUCGUGUCCCUGACAUUCUGAUUUCUGUCUUGGAAACAGGUAUGCAGCCCACUGCACUGCAGGGGUUGUUAGACCGCCCACGUGCACAGCAGGCUUGGCUCCCUGAGGGACGUGUGUCCAGGCUGGGGACAAACAGACUUUGUGUAUGUUUUUAUUUGCACAAAUGAAAUGCUUAUCACUGAGCCUUAAAUUUUCAUCUCUAAUGAUUUAUGGUGAUUUGCUCGAGAACUGAGACAACAGGCAGAAAGGGGCACAAACACACUUGAACAGUUUAAUGUGGAACACCGUUUGAUUCAGAAUUUAAUGUUCCUCAAACAUUCAAGUCCAAUGGAUGUUUUAGCAGCUUUCCCACAUAAAAAUUCUGUAUAUUUACAGCAGAAAUCAACAGAACAUUGUAAAUCAACUGGAAUAAAAAAAAAAUUCUUUCUAAGGGAGUUCCCUGCUGGCUCAGCAGGUUGAGGACCUGGUGCUGUCACUGCUGUGGCGCAGGCUUGAUCCCUGGCCCCAGAACUCAUGCAUGCUGCCGGUGCGGCCAAAAAAGUCCUAGGAUGGUGAUUUAAUUUUCACAUUAUUUUUCAAAACUGUAAACCUACAGUGUUAGUUUCAGAAUUGUCAUCUCCGAGCACUCUUCAUAGGGGAACAGCUUCUGAUCAUGACCAGGCACCACUUCCCACAGGAUCCCAGCUUGGUCUGGAAACAAAAUGUAUGUGUCUCAGGGUGCUGGGGUUUGGGGGGUAGGGGCAUAUAGACACAGAUUUCCAGCCCCCAUCCAGACUCCUGGAAUCGGCCUCCAGAGGUGGGGCCAGGAGUCUUGUCUGUAAGCCGCUCAUGGCAGCCAGGUCUGCCAUCUGUCCACUGGGCCAUGUGUACCCUGGAAGGUCAUGGCCUGGCUGGGUUCCCUGUCACUCCCUGCAUCCCCCACCCCAUCCCAGGGCACAGCUCGGUCUGACCGAGGUUUGACCAUGUCUGCCUGACCAUUUGGAUGGACGUGCCUUUGAAAGGGCUCAUGUCAUCUUUGUAAGCACAGAUGUCUGAGGAGCCCUUGGGGAGGGAGGAUCAUUUGUCCUUACUUUUUAUGAAUGGAAAAUUAGUAUUUAUAAAAUGAAAUGCUGGACAGUGUGUAAGUGUCAUGAUCCUGCCUGAGUAGAACAUGUCAGCAAUAUUAAUUGGUGUAUGCACUUUUCCCAUGUGUAUGUUAACAUGAUUAUUUUUUUAAAUAAAAAUGGGCUUAUACUACA
This is a messenger RNA of Sus scrofa (pig), 3102 nucleotides long. It is a transcript of the gene ALG1, whose product is annotated as ALG1 chitobiosyldiphosphodolichol beta-mannosyltransferase. NCBI's taxonomy places the organism in Eukaryota, Metazoa, Chordata, Mammalia, Artiodactyla, Suidae. The record is from RefSeq and is a predicted model, not a curated record. Gene Ontology annotation, cellular component: endoplasmic reticulum. Gene Ontology annotation, molecular function: mannosyltransferase activity.